AUGGCGAAUACUGUGGAUUUCACGCCGUGUAUCACUUCACAUCCUGCAGAUAGUGAAGUUCAUUGUCGUUUACUUCUGGUAGAAGGAACAUGUGGAUCAUCAACAACAGCCAAUGGCAACAUUCAAAUCAUUGCACAUGAGAAUAAUUUUCCAACGCAAACAUUUCCAGUGAAAAAUGGACGCUUCAAAGCAUUAAUACAUUUAUCAUCUGGUGAAAAUUUGAUUCAAUUGAAUUUUAUUGAUAGGCAGCAAACUUGGGAAUCGAUUUGGCCAGUUAAUUACAUUCCACUUUUACAAAUUCCUCCACUUAAUUUAUGCAUUCUCGUUGCGUGUGAUUCACCACUUACAUUCGACGACACUCCCGAUUGUGAAUAUCCACCAGAUCUAGAGACAGCUAUCAAAAGAUUACGUCUCGCAGGCUAUUUAUGGCAAUCAUAUACCGCUUCUCAAAUGUUUUCCAAUGGCUUCAAUCAUCGAACAUUCCGUCUUGAUGAAUCAUAUCAACCUGAUACACUCAGUAGUGUAGAUCAAUCAUCUAGAAACACGGUAAACAUUCGGAUUCUCAGAAGUAGAUAUACAACUGCUGAAAUUCGAGAUCCAAACCGAGCACAACAAAAUUCAAAUGCAAAAGACAAAGACAGUCUAUUCGAUAUUGCGUUAGAAGCCAUUCGUUCUGAAUUUCAAGAAGAGAGAAAUUAUGUCGCAGUCCUACUCUUAGAUUCACAUUAUGACAAUAAUCUGAUUACAGGUCAUGCGGCAUUAGGGUCAGGAGGUAUUAAUGCAAAAUACUCCGUAGGAAUCUUUGGUUCUCAUACUCUUUUUUCGUGGCCAACAACUUUGGAAGACGUCAUUCCAUGUUUUACGAAUGAACGGACUGUUGACACAAAGUAUUGCGGUAUUGAUGCCGAAGGUGAUAAAUAUUGGAUCGCAUGCAAUGUUGGUCUUGGAGCGAUGCUGCACGAAAUCGGACAUGCACUCGGUUGUCCACAUGAACCGGAUGGUGUGAUGAUGAGAGAUUACAUUCGUUUGAAUCGAUCGUUCUGUGCCGUUGAACCACCUGGUCCACCAGCUCUCGAUGGAAAUGAAUGCUCAUGGCAUCGAAUGGAUAUGAUUCGAUUUCGCAUCCAUCCAUGUUUUGCAUUACCCGAUGAUGAAUCGUUCUGGAAAAGUCAUAUACAAUGUGUUGCAAUUGAUGAAGGUAUUCUACUGAAAUCAGCGAACGGAAUUUUGGCUAUUGAAUUCUACCUGGAACAUGAUGAAGUUGCAAAAUCAUGGGUAGAUUACACUGAAAAUCCAGCUGCUGAGGUUAUUCUUUGGAAAGAAGAAUUACGAAAUCGAGUUAAUGGAGAAGGAAAAAUCAACGUACAUGUCAUCGCUACUGAUGGAACGGAUGUUACUAUCGGUGACAUUGAUGAUUUACUGCAAACUCAACACAUUCCUGAAAUAGGAAAAGUUUGGAAAUCAAUGAAAUUUGGACAACAGACUGGUUCGCCAUCAACGAUUCUAUUGCCUGCUGACCCCUUGAUCAAAGUCGUAGUUCAUUCAGGUUUUGCUUUGGAUGGUUUGGAAUUUGUCACUAGAGAACGCUCAUUUCUCUUUGGAAAGCGUGGUGGUUCACCACACGACUUUCCCAUGGAGAAUGGGGAGUUUAUUCAAGGUUUUGGUGUCAGAAGUGGUGCUUGGAUCGAUGCGGUACAGAUUAUGACUAAUAAAAAACGUAGUGAAUGGUUUGGGAAUAUUAACGGUGGAAGUGAACAUGAACUGACGGUUCCUGAUCACGGUGACUAUCGAGUUUGUGGAAUUUAUGGUGAAGUAGAAGAUUGGGUCAAGCAGAUCGGAAUACAAUACUCACUUCGAGAAUGA
Adineta ricciae is the source of this 1863-nucleotide messenger RNA. The record is from the annotation of a GenBank genome assembly. Lineage: Eukaryota; Metazoa; Rotifera; Eurotatoria; Adinetida; Adinetidae.